This is a messenger RNA of Arachis duranensis, 1351 nucleotides long. RefSeq lists its product as uncharacterized. NCBI's taxonomy places the organism in Eukaryota, Viridiplantae, Streptophyta, Magnoliopsida, Fabales, Fabaceae. The record is from RefSeq and is a predicted model, not a curated record. Bases 129 to 536 code for a protein of 135 amino acids. The transcript has 5 exons.
UCCCGAACCAAUGGUACGGUAGGCAUGUUUGGGAUUUGAAUUACGGAAUUGCCUGGCGUGCUGUUUACUUUGGUGGCGCCUCUGUAAUUGUGACUUUGUGUUGACGAUUUGAAGAAAGAAGAAGAAAAAUGAUACCUCAGCAGUGGGCAUCUCCAUGUGGAAACCAAUGCACCAAUAAAUACGCUGCCCUCACUCAAAUUCCUUGGCGGGUAUUCUGCAAAAAGGGUUGUGACUCUGAUGGAGAAACGUGGGAGGAAUGUUUGGAGGAUUGUAAUCAAAUGUGUUUCAAGGACCCUGUACUAAAGGACCAGCAGUGGAGUGCUUAUAUCGAUCGUUCUCCUGGAGCUGCUAGUUAUUCAGAGGACUGUUUCCGUGCUUGUGUUUCUGGAUGCGGUUAUAAGUUUGAGGUUAUAACAGAAGAGGUGGAUAAAGUUUGUCCCAACAGACCACCCAAGCCUGCCCCAGUUCAGAAGCCGAAGCCACAACCCAUAGAACCCGUUGACCCACCUGAAGAGAUGCCUGGCAUUUCUGCAUAGUGGAAAUUGAUGAACAAACCUAACCAUUCUUUUUAUACUUACAAGAUACAUAUUUGUAGGAUUUGGUGUUUUUGAUCUUACAUCCUACACCACAUCAGCAUAAUUAAGGUUCUUUUUGGGGAAACAACAUAAAAUGCUUUUGCCCUUUUUACCUUAGAGAUAGUAGAAGCCGAAAGCAAGGAAUCCGGAAAAUUUUGGUAGUUGGAACUGAGAACAUGGUGAAUGGCAGGAGGUUUAUCUAAAGAACAUUUUGGAUUCUUUUUCGUCUGGCCAAAUGAAUAGUAGAUUUGCCUUUGCCACCAUACUGGCAUUUUCAAUCUCCUAAAUUGGUUACUUCCAUUUCAUAUGUUAUAUAUUAGCCCCUUUUGACAACACCAUUGUUCUUCACUUCUUAUAGCAACUUGAUCACUAUUAAUGGAUUCUUCACUAGUGCGAUUUGAAUUUGGAAGAAACAUGCAUAAAAAGUUACUUAAUUGGAUCCUUAUAUGAUCUUAUUAUUUUAUGAUAAUUCACUUUGACUUCUUUUAUUUAUGUAAUAACUUGCUGAAUAUAAUACCACUUUGCCUUCCCUAGCCAUAACAAUUCUUUCACGCCUUACCCCUCUUAUAAGUUUCCUUCAUACUUCAAGCAUGACACAGGUUAUGCAGCCCAAUAUGAAACUACCACAGUACCACUGGUAGUCUGGUAUUUGGGUAUUGCUUAAAAGUCUUGAAUUCUAUAAAGUAGCGUAUGUUUUGAAGUAUUGGGAUGGAGACUGGGAGAUUGGAACUUAAUAUCAUGUUUGUCGGCUAGAGAUUGGUAUUAAAAUUUCAGUC